Molecule: messenger RNA, 2562 nt
Organism: Fragaria vesca subsp. vesca
Lineage: Eukaryota; Viridiplantae; Streptophyta; Magnoliopsida; Rosales; Rosaceae
Product: probable inactive receptor kinase At5g67200-like
Exons: 2
Coding region: 280-2274 (664 amino acids)
Biological process (GO): protein phosphorylation
Molecular function (GO): ATP binding; protein kinase activity; protein binding
Source: RefSeq, a predicted model, not a curated record
GCUAUAUACAAACUCACAUUUCCAGAAACCAUCAAACCCUCCAUCUUUCACCAUUUUACCCCCUAAACCCGGUGUCCUUGGGAUUUUACUUUCACGUGAUUCUGAGCUCUGUCUACUCCGACACCUCCUCCGCCAUCGUCCUUGCUUUUGUCUUUUGUCACGUACUCCUUGCUUCCCCUCUGUUCCCUUCAUCCUCACUCACUCACUCACUCACCCCAAAACCCCAAUCAAUGGCCAACUAGCAAACUACCCAGUUCGUUUCUACUUCUUCCCACCACAAUGCUCCACAAAUGGAAACUACCCUCGUUACUUCCUCUCUGUCUACUAUUAACCUCUGUUUCUUGUUCCACUUCACUGAACUCAUCUUCUUCUUCAAACCCAUCAGACGCUGUUGCGCUUCUUGGAUUCAAAGCAAAAGCGGACUUGAACAAUGCCCUCCCCUUCUCUUCCAACAAGACCCUUCAUUUCUGCCAAUGGGUCGGGAUCCAAUGCGCCAAAGCCAAAGUGGUCCGGUUAGUAAUCCAAGACUUAGAUCUCGCUGGUGUUUUCGCACCGGACACUCUCACUCGCCUCGACCAGCUCCGAGUCCUCAGCCUUCAAAAUCUCUCCCUCACCGGACCCAUCCCCGAUCUUUCCGGGCUCAUCAACCUCAAAACCCUCUUCCUUGAUCACAACUCCUUCUCCGGUUCACUCCCACAUUCCCUCUCUUCUCUCCACAGGCUUCGAACCGUUGAUCUCUCCUAUAACAACCUCACCGGUUCAUUGCCUGUAUGGCUCACCGGUCUGAACCGGAUUUACUAUCUCCACCUUGAAUCGAACCGGUUCAGCGGCACCGUCCCGCCGCUGAACCAAUCCUCCCUCCAAACCUUCAACGUCUCCGGCAACAACCUCACCGGCGUCGUACCCGUCACGCCGACUCUCCUCCGGUUCGGACCGGCUUCCUUCUCCGGGAACCCUAAUCUCUGCGGCGAGAUUAUCCGAGUGGAAUGCCACCCGAACGCACCGUUCUUCGGCCCGGCGGCGCCGUCGACGGUGCCGGAAGCUCCGUCACCGGCUAGCGCACUCGGGCUGAGAGCCGGCGAGGGCGUCGAGCUGGCUCAGCCGUGUCACAAGAAGCACAAGAGAACCGCCGUCAUCGCCGGAUUCUCCGCCGGCGGGUUCGUCCUCAUCUGCUCGCUCCUCUGCUUCGUCCUGGCCGUCAAGAAACAAAGGAAGCAAGUCAAAAGGACGGAUUUGCCCUCGGAUGACGUGGCGCAGGCGGCGGCGGCGGUGCAGAUGGAGCAGGAGGAGCUGGAGCAGAAGGUGAAGAAGGUGCAGGGGAUUCAGGUGGUGAAGAGCGGGAGCUUGUUAUUCUGUGCGGGCGAGGCGCAGGUGUACUCGCUGGACCAGCUAAUGAGGGCGUCGGCGGAGCUCUUGGGAAGAGGGAAACUGGGGUCCACCUACAAGGCGGUGCUGGACAACCGUCUGAUCGUCUGCGUUAAACGGCUGGAUGCGAGUGUGUUGGAGGGGACGGGUAGGGAAGUGUUUGAGAGGCACUUGGAAUCGGUGGGUGGGCUCCGGCAUCCCAACUUGGUUCCGCUCCGGGCAUAUUUUCAGGCCAAGGAAGAGAGGCUCCUCAUCUACGAUUACCAGCCCAAUGGCAGCCUCUUCUCUCUCAUUCAUGGUUCAAAAUCAACAAGGGCAAAGCCACUGCAUUGGACAUCAUGCUUGAAAAUAGCAGAGGACGUAGCGCAAGGCCUCUCCUACAUCCACCAAGCGUGGAGGCUUGUCCACGGCAAUCUCAAGUCCUCCAAUGUCCUGCUCGGCUCUGACUUUGAGGCAUGUGUCACCGACUACUGCCUCUCUGUUCUCGCUACUAAUCCUCCACAAUGGGAGGAGGAGAACCCUGAUUCUGCUGCGUACAAAGCCCCAGAGACUCUCCAUUCAACUCACCCACCAACACCCAAGUCUGAUGUGUAUGCAUAUGGUAUUUUGCUGGUGGAGCUUCUCACGGGCAGGCCUCCCUCACAGCACUUAGUGUCAGUGCCCCUAAAAGAGAUGAUGGAGUGGGUGAGGUCGGUGAGGGAAGAAUCAGAUCAAGAUGGUGGUGGCAGCGAUUCCAAAGAGAGUAUUAAUAAAAUGGGAUUGCUGCUUGAGGUCGCCGUAACUUGUAGAUCAGCUUCGCCGGAUCAGAGACCAACAAUGUGGCAGGUGUUGAAGAUGUUACAGGAGAUCAAAGAGACUGUGGCCACCGAUGAAACUGAGACCGAGUUAAUGGGAUCAUGCCCUGGCUAGCCAGCGAGCUAACUAGUCACUGUCUGCAACAAACUAGGAGUAGUAGUAUUUGAUAGAUAUGAAUGAAAGAAAUAGCUAGCCAGGUGAAAAGAUGCACUAUUAAUUGUUAACUCCUUCUCCGACGGCAUUAUUUUUGUGCUAUGUUUCUUCACCUAUAUCAUGUAUGGUAAAAUGCACGUGUAUUUUGUUGGCCAUUUACUUUGCUUGAUGCAAUUGUUCUUGCUGCAGCGAACCAAAGAACCUUGAUUUUGGUUGGUGUAUCAGUCUAUCAGAUAUGUGGUCAGUUUG